AUGACACCUCGUGAUCAUAGAGCUGCCUUAAAGAAGUGGAAAGAACAUUGUACCGUGUACCGAACCAAAAGGCUAAGACUGAAAAGUGUCACUAAUACUUUUAUACGAGACAAUACGCCAUUAUCGGAUCUAGAAGCUGGUACUCCGCCUACAAGACCCGCCACUCCAGUCCCAGAGCAAUUUUCUUCAGCUCCAAGCCCAGCAACUUCCAGUGCUAGUCUACAACAAAGAAAAAAAGAAACCACAAGGCGACGUAAGAAGUUUAACAGGAAAAGAAAUGAGAAGAUUGCACAUUUAGAGAAAAAGCUUGAGAAGUAUAAGAAAAGGUUAGCUAGAUUUAAAAGCAAAAUGAAGAAGAACGUUGAAGAUACACCUAAGACAAAGAUAUUAAAAAUGUUAGAAGAGCCUGAUCAAAAAAAAGAAGUAGUCAAGAAAGCGUUGUUUGGCGACGUCAUUACUAAGCAGCUGCAACAAAAUUAUUCUACAUUAAAACGUACAAAGGAUAGACAAAUCUUUAAAAAAGUUAUUACUGGUAGUAUUGUUCAAAAGUAUAGGCAAUGGAUACCUAAAGAAAUUAAACCGUUAUCUAUGCCUGGAAAAAUAUCCAAUCUUAGUGGCUUAGAUAUACCUGUAGUGAAACGAUGUAAAAUACCUGAAAGUUAUAAAAGAGCUGUUUACAAUUUCUUUGAAGAUGAUAUUAAUAGUCGCAUGGGAGCCGGUAAAAAAGAAUUUAUAACUAGGAAAGCUGUAAAGAAACAGAAGAGAUAUCUUCUUGACACAGUUUUAAAUCUUUACAGAACGUUUAUUACAGGGAACAACUUUAAAAUUAGCUACCAAACAUUUUGCUGA
Diatraea saccharalis (sugarcane borer) is the source of this 849-nucleotide messenger RNA. The record is from the annotation of a GenBank genome assembly. NCBI's taxonomy places the organism in Eukaryota, Metazoa, Arthropoda, Insecta, Lepidoptera, Crambidae.